Perkinsus marinus ATCC 50983 is the source of this 1399-nucleotide messenger RNA. RefSeq names its product inorganic phosphate transporter, putative. The record is from RefSeq and is a predicted model, not a curated record. Gene Ontology annotation, biological process: carboxylic acid transport; transmembrane transport. Lineage: Eukaryota; Perkinsozoa; Perkinsida; Perkinsidae. The transcript has a single exon. Gene Ontology annotation, molecular function: carboxylic acid transmembrane transporter activity. The coding region runs from base 14 to 1399 and encodes 461 amino acids. Gene Ontology annotation, cellular component: plasma membrane.
UCGCUUUCGUUCAAUGUCGGACACUACUGACACUGACGUGAAAGAAGUCCCUCAUCCGAGCGUUGAUAACGACGAGAAACGAGUUCCUCACGGGAAGAGUACUUUCCAUGUGUUCCGAGAGAACAGCCAUUUGAUACUUAAACUUGGCUCUGGCUUCUUUGCUGACGCGUACGACUUAUUUGUCAUUGACAUCGUUUUGGCCAUAUUGCAAGAGCUUCAGAACGAGGAUCCAGAGGGCAUCGGCCUCACACAAGAGACGAAGGGUCUCAUCGCUGCCGCUACAUCGGCUGGUGCUGUACUUGGCAUGAUCUUUUUCGGUGUACUCGGCGACUAUGCUGGUCGACGUGUGUCUAUCAUUUGCACAGGAUCUCUCGUUGUUCUCGGUUCGAUCGCCUCCGCAUGUGUGCAGCGCUCAGAAGUGUUUUCCCUGGCCUAUCAACUUUGUAUUUGUCGUCUCGUUCUGGGCUUUGGUAUAGGUGGGGAAUACCCUCUAUCAGCAGCUAUGGCUUCAGAAAGGGCCUCCAGUGAAGUUCGUGGUCGAGUGGUUGCUGGUGUUUUCUCUAUGCAAGGUCUUGGCAUGAUCGCUGCCUCUAUCUUACCGCUCAUUUUCCUCUAUGCUGGAGCAUCGUUACCUUUAACGUGGCGCUUUCUACUAGGCAUAGCCGUUCUGCCCAGCGCUGUAGCGCUCUACUUUAGAUUUGGCCUGAAGGAAUCUUCGGCUUUUCAUCAAUCCCGGCAACGAGCCCCUGCGAACUUCGGCUCUCGAAUCAAAUCGGUGGCAACUACUAUUUUCGCUGUAUCCGUACCGUUACUCGGUACCUCUUUAUCGUGGCUAUUUAUGGAUAUUACUUUUUACGGGACGGGCGAGUUCAAGCACGCCGUUGCUGACUCACUUUUCCCGAGUGCAAAUGUACAUAGUAAAGUAAUCGAUGCGUCCAUAUUUGCUAUGAUCAUAUCGUUUAUCGCCUUACCUGGAUACAUAUGUGCCUGUCUAUUCAUAGAUAGAUUGGGUCGGUGGACUCUUCAAGUUCUGGGUUUCUGUAUGAUGGCAGUCUUUUAUUUGGUCAUGGCCAUCUGUAUACAGUUUAAUGCCAAUGCAUAUCUCAACUUGGUGGUUUUUGGUGUUACUUUCUUUUGGACCAACUUCGGCCCAAAUACGACAACAUUCAUCAUUCCCUCGGAGAUUUUCCCUACACAAGUAAAGACGACAUGCCAUGGUUUCUCCGCGGCUAUGGGUAAAGUUGGUGCUAUCAUUGGCGCUUAUUCGUUCCCGACUCUACAAGCAAAAGUCGGCCUCUUUGGUGUGAUGUAUGUCUGCGCUGUUAUUGCAGCUGUGGGUCUGGUGUCGACUCUCGUAUUCCUGAAGAAAAGUGUGGUGAAAAAUGGCGUCAAGCUCUAG